UAGCUUCUUUAGUUAGGACAGGCGGCUCGCAUUUCAGGAUGUUUGUGGUAUUGUUCUGUGCAAUAGUCCUUUGUGUGGUAGCAUGGGUGUACCUACGAUGGUCUAAAGUGAAACAGUACUGGGCCGAUAAGGGCGUGCCCCAUCACCCACCACACCCGAUAUUCGGAAGCCUUGGAUUUUUACAAAAAAAGAAUUUUAGCAUAUGGCUGAUCGAAACCAUACGACACUUCAAGUCGCCGUACGUAGGAAUAUGGUUAUUCUGGAGACCAGCAAUUAUUAUCAAUUCGCCGGAAAUAGCAAGAAAUAUUCUCGUCAAGGAUUUCGGCAGUUUUAGGAACAGAUUUGUUGCUGCUGGACCUGGAGAUCCAAUCGGGCUUAAUUUACUGACAGCAAAUGAUCCAUUAUGGUCAUCGAUACGGCGUCGUCUUACAACCAUCUUCACGGCGUCCAAAUUACGGGCUUUGCAGAACCUCUUUGACACCAAAACCAGUGAGCUCAUCCAACGUAUAGACAACACUGAAGAUAAAACGAAAAUUAGUGUUCGGAUGUUAUGUACGGAUUACACAACAGAUGUUAUAGGAACAGCUUCCUUUGGCGUAAAAACUAAUGCCACAUUAACAGGAGAAGAUCCAAUCAGAACUGUCACAAAAUCUUUUAUGGACUUUGACCUCCUGAGAGGCAUCAGUUGGAGCGCAAUAUUUUUCUUUCCUGAAGUCGCCGAGCUUUUCAGCUUUAAAAUGUUCCCCAAAAAGUCAACGGAUUUCUUCAAGAGGAUCUACCUCACAGUUUCCAAACAGAGACAGCAGCAAAAUGUACCUGGAAGUGCCCCUAAGGACCUCCUUGAUGCACUUAUUAGCUUAAAAGAAAAUGUUGGAGGACCUAACGAAGAAUUAUCGGACGAUACAAUUGUGGCCCAGGCUGUAGCAUUCCUUUUUGCUGGCUACGAAACUUCCGGUUCCUCCCUUGCAUUUGCACUUUACGAACUAGCAUUUUAUCCAGAAAUACAGGAAAAAUUAUACGCAGAAUUGGUGGAAGCUAAAGCUAAGUGUGCAAACGACAGCUUGGAUAUCAACACUCUUGCUGAUUUGCAAUACCUGAACUGCGUUAUUAAAGAAGCUCUAAGAAAGUAUUCACCAAUGGGUUGGAUGGACAGAGUAGCAUUGGUUGACUACAAAAUUGAUGACAAAUUAUCUAUACCCGCGGGCACACCUUUGUAUGUUAAUGCUAUUGGAAUGCAAUAUUAUGAAGAAUUCUAUCCCGAGCCGGAAAAAUUUGACCCGGAUAGGUUUUUGCCGGAAAAUGAGAAAGAGUCACUUCAGUUCACAUAUCUGCCAUUUGGAGAAGGACCUAGAAACUGUAUUGGAAAAAGAUUCGCCCAAAUAUCCCUGCGGAGUUCUCUUGCAAAGCUGGUUUUGAACUACAAGUUCCGACCCUUACCCGGCCAGCCUAAGCCAUCUGAAAUUGAUGUAGACAAAGUUGGUCUAUUUUUCGUUCCAUCACACCAUCUCUACCUUGACUUCAUACGACGAUAGAUUAAAGGAAGAAACGACAACAACGAGCUCCUCGAUAAUAAUUUUCUCUUAAAUAAACUAUUCAUCACAACAAUCGAAAAGUGUAGUCUCAUGUGUAGUCCAUAAAAACAGAUUUGUUGAUAGUCAAAUAUCAUUCAUUUUAAUAACAUAAUCGUCAGUAUUCUAUCGUAUACUUUAAAAUAAUUACAUAAUGUAUGUAUU
This is a messenger RNA of Pieris brassicae (large cabbage white), 1733 nucleotides long. Its product is annotated as cytochrome P450 6k1-like. Lineage: Eukaryota; Metazoa; Arthropoda; Insecta; Lepidoptera; Pieridae. Gene Ontology annotation, molecular function: iron ion binding; monooxygenase activity; oxidoreductase activity, acting on paired donors, with incorporation or reduction of molecular oxygen. The record is from RefSeq and is a predicted model, not a curated record. The coding region runs from base 39 to 1532 and encodes 497 amino acids. The transcript is spliced from 10 exons.